This is a messenger RNA of Haliotis rufescens (red abalone), 2920 nucleotides long. RefSeq names its product thymosin beta-like. The transcript has 8 exons. Gene Ontology annotation, cellular component: cytosol. The record is from RefSeq and is a predicted model, not a curated record. Lineage: Eukaryota; Metazoa; Mollusca; Gastropoda; Lepetellida; Haliotidae. Gene Ontology annotation, biological process: actin filament organization. Bases 342 to 1043 code for a protein of 233 amino acids. Gene Ontology annotation, molecular function: actin monomer binding.
GCUGUUGUCCGACAAAGCUGAUGUGAGGCUUAGCUAGAGCUUAACCUGCGCAAAUCUCCCCGUCUUGAAUCGCCAAUCGGGGGACAAGACAGUUUGGGGAAGUUGCCCAGCACAGUGAUUGACCAUUGACCAGUGCCCUCCAUACCGGAGAGUCAUAGCAGGUGAAACCAGUGUGAAGCUCGUUAACUGCAUACCUGCACAGGUAGUUCAAGCAUCUGGUUUAGGGGACAUCUUGCAUGGGAUAGAGACGUCACGCCUCAUUGCUUGGACCUCACAUUGUGGACAUUGUAAAUCUAGUCUCCUGCUGGUUCCUUAUUUAACCAGCAUCCUGAUAAUUCAAAAUGGCCACCACUGAACAGAAAGUUGACCCUUCCAUCUUGGGCGCCAUCAAGGCAGACCACAAACUGAAGCAUGUGGACACAAGCGAGAAAAACCCUCUCCCAUCCAUGGAAGAUGUAACUCAGGAGAAGAAUCAUCAACAAUUCCUUGAUGGAGUCAGCACGUUUGAUAAGUCGACAUUCCAUCAUGCGGAAACAAAGGAAAGGGUUAUUCUGCCCGACACCAGUAUUCUAGCGGAGGAGAAGAAGAGGGAAACUCACCUCCAGGACAUUAACAAGUUUCCCCGCACUGGGCUUAAACGCACUAUCUCUCAGGAGAAGAAUGUCCUGCCCGAUGUACAAACCCUGGCCCAGGAAAAGACCAUGCAUAACAUCAGCCAGUUCGACAAGUCCGGACUGAAGAAGGCAGAGACUGUGGAGAAGAAAGUUCUUCCUAACAGUGAGGACAUUGGCCAGGAAAAGAAGGAGACUGAACUGAGGAAAUCCAUUGGAGAAUUCAGCAAGGACAACCUGAAGCACGCAACUACGAACGAGAAAAAUACCCUUCCACCAAAAGAUGCCAUUGAUGAGGAGAAGAAACAAAAGGAGUUUGAAAAUUCGAUCCAGCGUUUCCCGAAGGGCAGCCUUAAGAAGACAGACUGCAAAGAGAAAACUUGUUUGCCUUCCAAAGAAGAUAUUGAAGCCGAGAAGUCUGGUGCAGCAUAGACAAGGGCUAUGACUUGUUGCUACAGGUUACCGACUGCAUGUUACUACUUGUAUCUAGCAUUGUACAUAGACAUGUGAUAAAACGUUAUAUACAACAUGUAUAUGAUGCAUACCAUCUGGAAUUUACAGCUGACUUAAAUUCCCUGCAUAUUCAAAAGUGAAUUUCCAACAUAAAAUUCAAGUAUUGAUUUUCUGAUUUUGCAUCCUGAAAUUGAAGUUGCCAAAUUUUUCAACAUUGCAUUUUAUGAUGAGAAUUGUUUCAAUACAGAUUUAUCAAGGCCAUCUGAACGGCAAAUAUUGAACAAAAGCCAGUAAAAAAAUCCAAAUUAGUACUAAUGUUAUGGCUUUGUAAAAUUUUAGAAAAUAUGAACAUUACAAAUUCCAAUUUUGAACAAAAUAAUGAUUGCUAAGGGCACUCUGUUUUGAAUUUUUGAUAUGUCCCUGCAAUAAUACAGUUCAUCCUUAUUAUACACUUGUUAGAACAAACCAUGGCAUUAUCUUGGGCAGUGACUAUCGUAGAGGUGUUAUACGUCAUACUGCAACCUGGGUGUACAGUAUACACCAACUGUAUUCCAUGCAUUGCAUUGUAGUUUAUUGUUAUAGAUGUGUAGACAGUCAUUUGUUCAGCACCGACCCCUCUCGCAGAUUGUGCUAUCACUUGUAUCCAGGUUCAGGGCCAACAUUCAUACUUCUCCAUCGAUCAUGCGACUUGUUACAUAGCCAAGAUGAGUUAUCUCCCUUGAUUUUGUCUGUUUCUUCUACUCAAAGUGAUUUUACCAUGUCUAGAUAUGACAGAUGAUCAGAAAUGAUCAGUGUUUGAAUAGUCUUUUCUAAUCCUGUACAUCUAAUGUAAAAUUAAACCUGUUUUUAUGUUAUAGUUGUUGAGGGAAUUGAUUUGAUCUUGUGGUUAAUGCGUUUUGCAUUAAACCCAUUUUGAAUUUGUUUACUUUUAUUUUUGAUUAUAUGUAAAUCAUUUAAUAAAGUUUAAUAAUUUCUUGUUGGAAAAAUCAGGUUAUUAACAUCCUAAAUUGACAAAAAUGGAAAAUGUGUACAAAACAGUUGAUUCAGCUUGUUAUGUGAAGUUGAUACCGUAGUCAACAUUUUUAGCGCCCUGCAUCAAGAGACACGAAGUAUUAAUUCAGAAGGUGUGGCACAAUAUACCAAAAUAUUCUCACAUCCCUAAUGCAUAGAAAGCAUAUGGUGAUAUGUCUUUUUCUACCCGUUGGGAUCUUUGUGGAAAUAAUCAGAAAUUGUCUGCGUCUAGAGAUUUAAAUUACAGGAAAUUGUAUCAUGUUGUUGCUUCAGCACACAUUUCAGCUAUUUGUUACGGUGUCAUGGCUCUUCAUGUGUUGAAGACUGUAUGUUCUCACGAGUUAACUUGAGCCAUAUGACUUGUACUUUUUGGUCAAUCCUCUGAUCUUGUUUGUUUCUGAAUGUCAGGAGAAGAAAUGUGGUGCUUUAUACUUUUUCAUGUCGGUUUAUGUAGUUACUAUACCUUCAUAUGUACUUAGAAUGUUUACAGCCUGUGCUUGUUUUAUUAACAGUAUUAACCUUGCCAAGAUACACACAGAAGCUAGUCCAAAAUUGUCGAUAAGAAAAAAUAUAUACAAAACUUCGAAACAUUGCUGUUAUUUUGAUCAAUUUGAUCUGUUUGUUUUUAAAUAUUAAUGUUUGAAACUUUUGUUAAUUUUUAUUUGUGAAGAAAUUUGUCUGUAUUUGAUUUUUGGGUGUCCGGUUUCCUGGGGACACGACGGUAUUUGAAUAUGACAGCAAGGACAUGACUUGCUUCUUUUGGUGACCUUCGUGAGUUGUCGCUUAACUUUCAUCUGUAUAUUGAUGUAUGCCAUCUUAGAAUAAAAUCAUAUUUUCUGGUUCAA